GCGGCCGCCUCGAAGCGGCGCAGCGACGCCGAGUGUGAGGUCUACAAGGCGAUCCAGAACGGCCCCACCAACCACAUCCUGGGCGGCCACGAUGCCCGGGACGAAGAGUUUCCGCACAUGGCCGCCCUCGGCUACCAGGUGCCGGGCAAGGGGGAGCUCAGCUGGCUGUGCGCCGGCUCCCUCAUCAGCGACCAGUACGUGCUGACGGCGGCGCACUGCUGCAACAACAGGGACAGACCACCGCCAGUCAGGGUGCAGCUGGGCACCGCCAACCUGAGCUCCUCCAGGGCCAGCAGCUCGCGCUACGGCAUCAGCGACAUCGUCAUCCACGCCGGCUACUCCAGGUCCUCGUACAGGGCGGACAUCGCGCUGCUCAGGCUGGACAGGAGGGUGCCGUUCAGCAGGACCGUCUCGCCGGCCUGCCUCUACACCAGCAGCGGCGACCCGCCGGCCGCUCUCACCGUCACCGGCUGGGGAGCCACCAACCCCCUGGGUACAAAGCAGAGUCGAGUUCUGCAAGAGGGCACCGUCCGGUCACUUCCCUUCUCACGCUGCCAGCAGUACAGGCAGAGGUUCCCAGAAGGCCUCGAUUCUUCUGUUAUCUGCGCUGGUGAUCCACAAGGAGUGGUUGCCAUCUGUGACGGUGAUUCUGGGGGUCCCCUCCUUGCAAAAUAAGACACCUUUACCUACUCGAUCGUCGGAAUAACCAGCAUAGGACCCAGUCCAUGCGGAGGAAACAUCCCGAGCCUGUACACCCGUGUUUCCAGCUACAUUGACUGGAUAGAAAAAUACGUCUGGCCAUAGAAUCAUUGGUUCUUCUGUAUGGUUCUUUAUUGCAACUCAGGACAAAUCUUUGGACUUCUUCAGUGAUACACCGUUUGGGAAAACGAUUGGAAGUGUGAAUAGCAGUCCUCUAUUGUGAACUGUAACAAUAAGAAGCCUGUUUACUUGUGGCUGUAAUAAUCUGCUUGUCAGAGCGAGAUCAGUCAGUCAGUCACAUAGUUGUAGUAUGUGACGCCUGUGUGUCAAUGAGUUGUUCAAUGUGACAUAAGUUUUUCGUAACAAGUAGUUUAUUUUUAUUUAUUUUUUGAAAGUGGAUGUAUGUGAAUAUGAAUACCGAAACAGUAUUGUGAAAAUUUUCAACUCGCAUAUAGUUAGUUCCAUUGGCCGAUAAAUAAAAAUGGUUGUACGUAAUUUGAGUGAAGCAGAUGAAACUUACUGAAGAUGUGUGUAGCAGAAAUCUUUUGAAUUAAGAGAGACUGAAUAUCAGACUCUUUUUGUUGUUUUUUCACGUACUGUUGAUAAAAGCACCCCCCCCCCCCCCCCCCGUAACUAGAGAAGUUUGAGUAAUUGUGGCAGAUGUUCUUAAUUCAGUAGUGGCCCGCUAUACUAGUGUGAAUCAGUGGCAUGAAUCUGUGACUAGCUGUCUUCGUGAUUCUACAGAUAAUUUCCUGGUUUCAGGGAACACUCUGACCAGCUCAGUUUUAGUUGCCUUUAAACUUAAUUCUCUUAAUGUGCAAGAAACUUAUUGCCCUUUUAUUAUAAUACUCAUAAAUUAAUGAUUAUGUCAGAAAGAGAUUAAACUCUCACCUUUUUGUGUAGACUGCAACGACACCAAAGGAACUGAAUUUUUAUCCUAUAAUUAUGUACAUACUAGAGUGUUACUCUUUUGUAGAUAUUAGUGUCAUACGCUACCAGUAUUAUUUAUUUAUGCAAUUGU
This is a messenger RNA of Schistocerca cancellata (South American locust), 1720 nucleotides long. RefSeq names its product serine protease snake-like. Bases 118 to 675 code for a protein of 185 amino acids. Lineage: Eukaryota; Metazoa; Arthropoda; Insecta; Orthoptera; Acrididae. Gene Ontology annotation, molecular function: serine-type endopeptidase activity. The record is from RefSeq and is a predicted model, not a curated record. The transcript has 6 exons. Gene Ontology annotation, biological process: proteolysis.